Molecule: messenger RNA, 1107 nt
Organism: Hippocampus comes (tiger tail seahorse)
Lineage: Eukaryota; Metazoa; Chordata; Actinopteri; Syngnathiformes; Syngnathidae
Product: hepatitis A virus cellular receptor 1 homolog
Exons: 6
Coding region: 88-783 (231 amino acids)
Biological process (GO): cytoskeletal rearrangement involved in phagocytosis, engulfment; apoptotic cell clearance
Molecular function (GO): phosphatidylserine binding
Source: RefSeq, a predicted model, not a curated record
GAAAAUAGAUGACACAUCAUGCCACUGUGCCGGGGAAGAUAGGUUGCCUCAUUUCAGUGUACUCUAUAGUUAUACAAGAGUCUCCACAUGCGUGCUAUGUGUUAUUUAUUCCUGUCCGUCCUCAGCCAAGUGUCGUCCUAUGCAGUUCACGCCGAGGCUCUCAAAGUCAGUGGUCAUGUAGGGCACAACGUCACAAUGCCCUGCGCCUACAGUGCCCAAGCUCAUGGUCUCUUGAGCUUCUGUUGGGGUCGAGGAAAGGUCCCCACUUUUAAAUGCUCAAACAGGAUCAUCUACGCUAAAGAUGGGGUGGUGAGCUUCAUCAGCGAGUCCAGGUAUAAGCUCCUGGGCCACCUCAGUGAUGGAGACGUGUCCCUGACAAUUCUGAAUGUUCGACCUGGUGACACUGGCGUGUACGGCUGCAGGGUCGAGAUACCAGGGAUGUUCAACGACUAUAAAGUCAACAUAUAUUUGGCUGUGGAGGAAGUACCUUCGCAACAACCUGUUACUCAGGUCAGUCUGCCAGUGACAGCUAAAAGACAACAAGCCAUUUCAGCAGUGUCUGAAUUCGAACAUGCAGGAGGAGAUGAUUUGACAUUAAACAGGAAAGGCAGAGCUGAGGAGGCAUCCAGAGCAUUCCAGGAAGUGGGCAACAUUUGCAGAAUCGCAGCAAUUGUUUCUCUUACUGUGCUCAUAAUCCCAAUCUUUAUUGCUUCAGAGAAACGACCUCGGCCACUUAAACACCUAAAAACAUCAACAAGAGAGAAUGUGUAUGAAAUGAUCUAAAAUCACUUGCUUUUGCUCUUCUGUGUCUUUUUGUUAUUUUAAUGAUUAAAUACAAAGAGUAAAAACAACAUUCAAGUCGAUGAACAUACGAAGCUCGACAGAAAAGCUGAAGGACUGCUGUACCGUACAUGUCACCCCCAAACUACAAACUACGAGUUUCCCGCUUCAGUGUGGGCCACACUGCGAAGAAAUUCUGCGAUAUUUUAUGGAGUUGAAGAGGCGAAAGUUGUGGUACAGUAACGCCAACGGCUGUCUCGCCAUGACAACACGUCUGCUCACAAUGCCCUGAGCAUCCAAUACCGUAUUGGCCUGAAUAUAAGACGG